Messenger RNA from Schistosoma haematobium, 4425 nucleotides. It is a transcript of the gene FBXW9, whose product is annotated as F-box/WD repeat-containing protein 9. The transcript has 6 exons. Gene Ontology annotation, molecular function: ubiquitin binding. The record is from RefSeq and is a predicted model, not a curated record. Lineage: Eukaryota; Metazoa; Platyhelminthes; Trematoda; Strigeidida; Schistosomatidae. Bases 2284 to 3423 code for a protein of 379 amino acids.
AUAAUUUGAACCAAUUGAUUGUUUUCCGAAGCGAGAAAAGUAAUUUCCAUAGACAUAGAGAGUUCAUCAUUUGUGUGUGGGAUGUGAUAUUGCCCGGGUGCCCAAACCGAAGCAGGUGGUUAUCUUAUAGGGCCACUCUCCGGGCCUCUGACCUAAAGGUCUAACCCACAAGGCAGUGGAGCAUCGUAAGGAGAUGCAAUCCUAUGGUAGCCGGUGACCAGCGAUUGGUUCAUACGCCAUUUGUUCCCGCAGCAUACUGGAGCCCAUGUGCACCAUUGGUUUGUGAUCCGGUUAAAGCGCUGGACAUUCGCUUUUCGUCCUCUCAUUUUCGUAAACAACACCCCCGCCACGAGAAGGCAAUGAGUAGGACUUCCCUGGCAGAGGCUGUAUACGCGCGGCCGUGUGAGAGUAUUUCGAGAGGGAGAGCGGACUCUCCCUACUCUCGGCCGUACCAGGGUAUUCGGGGGCAUCAUCUGUAGUAGUUAAUUAUGAAGAGACUGAGACCAAAGAUUUGAGCAUAAUAACAUCAUUUCAUUUCGUCAGCUUUUUACAACGUGUAAUAUUUACCACUGAUCUACAAACACACUGUUCCCUUGAGCCCUAUUUUGUCAAUGAUCGAUUCGCCGUUUCAUAAAGUUGUAUGCUGACUAGCAGAGAAGUUAAAGCGAAAAGCAAAUUCAUUUAAAUAUUCAUCAUAAUUUACUGACAGGCUAAAUCACGCAAAAGUUUCUGGUAAGUCGAUGGUUGCUUUUUACAUAACAUACUUGUUCACCAAAAUAUCACUUCUUAAAACCACUAACAUAAUUGGCCAACAUUCUGAGCUACCGUUACCGGUGUCAAUUCAAAUGAUUGCUAAUUAUAUACACAAAAGGCGUUCAACUUUAGUUUAACAACACUAUGUACCGUCAAAAUGACGGUGUUGCAAUGAGAAUUUCAAUUGUGGUAGAUCUUUUUUGGGCUAUCUUGAAAACAUAGGACUUGAAAAAGCGGUGAGUACAAUGACGGAAUACUCGCGAUAUUUUAAUAAUAGGUUCAUUGUUCGUGAUUCUUCUGUUAGAACUUUUUAAUGAGGCUCAUCACAACAGAUGACUUUCUACGAAGCACAAAAAGGACGACGUGCUUCACCUUCUUGGCAUUAUCAUACUACAGACUGCAGGCGAGACAGUUCAAUGUUCGGUUUAUCGAAAAAGUACUUGGAAUGGUCUAUACUUGAAUUCUGAUAGUUUAUGUCCAAUCCGUUACAAGAAGGCAUUGAUCAGAAUACUUUUAUAGAGUAGAAAUUGUAUGUGUCACUGACAAUCUGGAAGAAGAAUUGGUUAACAUCGAAAAGUGUCUCGAAGACAACUUGUGUCCAUGGAAAUUCAUUGAUAAAUAUAAAAAAAACUAAAGACAAGUUGGAUGUUGCUAUAGUCAAUAAAAAACCUUUGUUUACUCAUCUCAACUUGAAAGGUGAUGACGCUGCAAGCACAACCAGCAGAAGGCCUAACGCUUCAUUUGCCAGAACCUGCCCUGCAACCAAAUUUUGUCCUGUAUAAAAUAACUUUCUCAGUAAUUCAGUCUAAAGUCGACAAAUACUCCACCGAUUCUGUAUAUAAAUGUACAGCUACAUCGGCUAAACAGAAUGGAGAGAAUAUCGCCAACGUUUUUUGGAAUUGUUUCAAAAAGCCUUCGACCAAGAGGGAGGAAUAUGUUAAGUAGCGCAAUCACCAAGCAUCUCUUGGACAUCAAGUUGAUAACUUGAAAUUUUUCAAGGUAUUUGAUAAACAUCCAAGCUCCAGCCUUCCAAAUUCUUCUGGAAGAAUCGCUACUAGGCGCAAGAAACCUGAUUUAUAUGUUUAGAAGGGCACGAUUAUUAAUCUUUCUCUGCCUUGUUGACACAAAUAUCACUUCGUUAUGACAUGAAAUAUUAUUAAAAUCUCAAUUGAUUAUAUCAUUGUUUCUCUUUCUAAUCCUCUUCUAGAUCAGUAGUUCCAUUUAAACAAUUGAGCUUUACUCAAUUUAUGUUUGCUUUUUAUCAGUGUCCGAUCAUUGAGUAAUAACUUUUCUCUAGCUCUUCAGUCUUUUGUUACUAUAAACGUUGUAGAGAGCCCUUCCACAUAAGAUAUAUAUUUGUUUUUUUUAUAUAAUCUCCUAAGUUUUACAUCCUUACUAUUGUAUACUGAUGUGUGUUCAAAACUUCCAACCAAACUCAUAUACAUAAUUCCAAUACAUUUUGUAAUUAUGAUUUGUGAACACUAUAGGUUGUAAGCAGUUGACGAAAAUCUAACGAGAUAGAGUAAAUUUAUGUUCUGUUCAAAUCUUUGUUCGUGGUCUCUUCACGAUGAUAAAGAAAAGCAUGUGGGUUGGAUAUGGACUAUCAAUUCAACAGAUGAUUCUGUCAUAACAGGUUCAUGGGAUGGUGCUUUAAGAGUUUGGAGGUUGACAAAUUCUGGCCUCGCAUUCCAAUCAAUUUAUCAAUUAGGAACUCCUGUACUGUGUUCAAGCUUUUUGGAUUCCAAUACUUUGGCAGUUGGUACACAUGAUCGAAAUGUUUAUCUAUUGGAUAUACGUUCGUUUGAACAAAAUCCAUCGAAUCGUUUGUGUCAUAAAAACGCUGUUCUUUGCAUAGAUGCUAUAUAUGAAAAUGGUUUGCGUUCAGCUGUUUCAAGAAGCUGUACUUCUUCUAUGAAAAACUGUAUUAGUGGUAGCGGUGAUAACUGUGACCAGAUAUAUGUAGAAUAUGAUUAUCAUUCAGAGUUGUCAUCUGUAACAGCAAGUGAAGAAAAUUUUGAAGACUGUAUGAUUGAUCCAUUUGAAAUGGAAACUGUUGUACUGGACAGUCGUGAACCCAGUCCUGUAUCAUUUCCCGCAAAGUGUAAUUCAGACGAAAUAAGUUGUGACCAACUGAAUAUACAAACUAAUUCACCACCUACUGACCUAAACCAUUCGCCAAAACAAUCAUUUUCUAACGUUCACCUAAUCACUGGCAGCAGUGAUCAAUAUAUUGCUGGUUGGGAUAUGAGAAAUUUUUCUCAACCGGUUCACAAACACAAGCUCAGUCGUUACCCAAGAAAGCUGUCUCUCUUGGAUAAGUAUGAAUUAUGGGUUGCUGAACCACCGAAUCGAAUUCACGUGUUCGACAUUCGAAAAAACCAGUUCAACUGUGUAUAUACUAACCAACUUUCUGGAUGGAAUCGUGGUUUCGGCGGCCUCAAGGCUACACUAGGAUGUAUAUUCGCUGCUGGUUUGCAUGGUUCUGUGGAAGCAUAUCAUCCAACCAAUCCAGUGAAGCCAUUGAGUAAACGACCUCUGGCUGAGAAAAUUAAUGCUCUUCCUACAAGUCUGGAAUAUCAUAAUGAUGUUUUGGUGGUUGGUUCUGGGAAUGGCUCAAUUUAUGUUUGGUCUUGUGUAGAGAGAAUUAAUUCACUGACUACUUCAUACUAAGCCACGAAUGUUAACGUUAAUCGAUCAACAUGUUUUCUCUUGGAAACUAAUAUCAUUUUUAUGUUGAAGAAUUUUUAGUGUUUUUAUCUUUCAUAUGCUAAUAUAAAUUUGAGUUUAGUUGUGCAGUAGCAUGAGGCGAUUUAAACUUUUUAUAUGGUGAGCACUUUGAAUUAGUCUUUUUACAGACAAUUUAGAACAACAUAUGUAAGCGAACAAUAUUGUUUUCGAUUUGAUCUUCAUCAGGCUUUACUCCAAUAUACAGUAUUAUUUAUAUGUAUAUACGAAAUUACUAUCGUAUUCCUACCAAUUUUCCUUAUGGGGUUCGAUCUCAUCUCUUACAAAUUUCAGAAGCUAUAGGAAUUCGAGCUAACAAUCCAAGUCUUUGUAUUCAUAAGCAAUUUGUAACAUUUUUGUCUCUCCCUUGGCCUUAAGUGGUUUUAUUUGUGAUUAUUUUCCAUACUCUUUGUUCGCUUAUUUUUCUUCACCACCUCCCACCUUUUUUUAUACACGCUUCAUUGUUCAAUUAUCUGAACACUUAUUACAUAAUCUUAUAAUUUCAUGAAUAUUAUUUCAGUGUCUACAUUUUUCAAUCAUUGACCUAUUUCUCAUUAUGAAACUUAUUAUUCUUAUCACAACUAGUACACCUGUUAUCACUAUCACUUUGUACCUCUUACCUAUUAUGUAUAUUUAUUACACUGUUAUCAUUGCCUCACAAACUACCUUGAUUGGUUCAAUAAUUUCGUAUAUGCAUAUAAAUAUUACUGUAUCUUAGAGUAAAGCCUGAUGACGAUCCAAUCGAAAACAAUAUUGUUCGCUUAUAUAUGGCGUCCUAAUUUAUCACAUGGGAAUUUUUCAAAUAUACAAUUUAUACCUCAAAGUUCUCGUGCUUCUUGAGUGUGAGCUGUAAAACAUUGUCAAUAGUGAGAUGGUGGAGAAGAUUUAUAGCUCAGGUGGAUGAUUUUGGUGCUGUUUUCUUCUCUGAGCUGGAUGGUUUGGUCGUGG